UAUUCAAUAGUUUGUACUCUUCCGGUACUCAUCGAUGGACAGUUGUUGUGUUAAAAAACGCCGUGCAAUCGGGAGUCGAGACGAUUCUUCGUUUAUGUUUGCGACGCAGCGAAAAUUUAUUGUUAACACAAAACAUUAUUUGAAGAAAAAAUACCUACAUACGCUACAUUUGCGGCAGAAGAAGGAAAGCAGCGACAAUAAACGAGUUUAAACGGUAAACAGAGAGAACGAGAGGAUCAGUGCUCCGUAUAUCCUCGCAAGUGUAUAGUUGACCGUAGAUUAUUGUAUUUACAUUCGUAUAAACGUACGUAUUAUCACACCCACAUUAAUUUACAUCAUCAGACGACGACGGUCGUGUACGACGAUUUGUAUUAUAAAUAGUUAUCAAGCUGUGCCACUGUGGUGACUUUUCGCGCGUGACUCGUAGCAUAUACGUACAGUACGUACAGUGUGUAUAUUAUUAUUACGUGGGGUACUCGAUAACAGUUGUGUAUAAGAAUAAGGUAUAGCGAUUUUACUUAAAGUCAAGUUCUUUUAAAAUACAGUGCCCGGUGACGAUUGCUCGUUAAUUAACGAGUCACUAUAUUGUAUAUAUAUAUAUUUAUGUAAACGCUGAUUAAAGUAGUUAUGACUUUAGCGCGACUUUAAUUUUCACAUGAACAGAACAAUUAAUAAGCAUAACAGAGAAAAUGUGUUGCAUGAGUUUGACUCUGGCUGUGAAGCUGAUUGGGACUUAUGGAAUGUCCCUCUCGAUCCUAAUGAUAAAUAUGCUUAUAAGCAACUUUUUCUCGAGCCGGAAGGAAGAUAAGUUAAUCAUAGCCCUCGAGUCGUGGAUGCUUCUCGGAUUCAACUGGACUUUUGUCAUAAAGAGCAUGAAAGUCGUCGAGACAGCCCGCAUGCUGUUGAUUUGCGUGCUUAUCUACUCGUCUCUCUUUCUCGUUGCCAAUGCUCUCAUGACCUUGGGCUCUCUUUUGAAAAAACCAGACUAUCUCCUGCCGUGGAUGUACAUGCAGAUGAUCAGCAUAAUCGACCAAACGAUUUCACUUGCUGUGCAAUUGAGCAGCAACGAUGCACCGGACAAAUGGGGCUUGUACUUACCUGCCUGCAGUAUUUAUUUAGUACUUAGUUCAUACUUUUGGAUGUUGGUUUCAUCGGCGCGACAAGAGUACAUGAACGAGCUCGAAAGCGAAAGCAGAGGAAGAACAAGUACUAUGGUAACCUCGUCGCCGGCCGGGCGUAGCUUGAGAGACUCCAAUGUACCCAAAACACCUUCGUACCUGUCUUGUGAUAUCGCCUACGUUUUCGACCACCCUCAGCCUAUGAUACGACCCCGCAAUCAUGAGGUUGUCUGAUCUAUAGAAGCUGAAACAAAAAAAAACAAAAAAACGAUAAACUUUUGCGUUUCGGUCGUACUUAUUUUUUAUUAUACGUAAGGUCGUUACCAUACUGUAAAUAUACCUAUAGGCUAGUAACAAAGCGGAAUAAUUCUGAACUGACUGAUAGCAUAAAAGCGAGGAUAUUUCCGAUCCACAUCAUUUUCGGCAUAUGUGUAUAUUAUUGAUAUGUAUAUAUUUAAUA
Copidosoma floridanum is the source of this 1578-nucleotide messenger RNA. RefSeq lists its product as uncharacterized. NCBI's taxonomy places the organism in Eukaryota, Metazoa, Arthropoda, Insecta, Hymenoptera, Encyrtidae. The record is from RefSeq and is a predicted model, not a curated record.